Heterostelium album PN500 is the source of this 2025-nucleotide messenger RNA. RefSeq lists its product as uncharacterized. Gene Ontology annotation, molecular function: protein binding. Lineage: Eukaryota; Evosea; Eumycetozoa; Acytosteliales; Acytosteliaceae. The coding region runs from base 1 to 2025 and encodes 674 amino acids. The transcript has a single exon. The record is from RefSeq and is a predicted model, not a curated record.
AUGGAUUCUAGUAAUAAUAAUAGUUUAUUAUUUAAAAAGAUAAUAUCAAAUAUUGUGUUAUCAAAUAAAAUAUUUAAAUUUAUAUAUGAAAUCGAUAUUAUUAAAAGAGAUAAAAGCAGUCACAGGCAUUUGCGAUGGAAAGUGUUAAUAGAAACACCCUCUGCUCUAAUGGAAUAUGGUUAUUUGGAGUUGUUGAAACACUAUAUCGAGAGAAAGCAGAGUGAAUGCAAACCGAAUGAACUGCGCAAGCUGUUCGAUUCAAAGAUUAAACCGUUUCUAAAUCGGGUCAUUGUCGUUGGUAACCCUAGAAUCAUCGAUUACUUGCUAUCGGUGUUCACCGAAGCUGUCACCAAGUGGGAUGAUAACUUGGCAAUGUUUGCAGUGAAGCAUAAGCACUUUGAUGUUCUCCAACUGCUUGCCGAGAAGAGAACCGAUCAGAACUUGGAGAUCGCUCUUAAUAAAGCUGCUUUCGAUGGUGAAGUUGAAAUGGUUAGUUAUCUCCUCGACAAAGUGUACGAUCCAUCUCUAAUCUCAGAUACAGACAAAAAUAACUAUCAACAUAGAUUGAUAGUGACCGGUACUCUAGGGAUUGUCAAACUACUCAAGAAUAUCAACAUUACAAAAAUCAUUUCAAAAUCAGUAGUAGAAUUGUUGUGUGGAUAUAAAAAGUUUGAUAUACUUCAAUAUUUAUUAUUAGAAUACUAUCAAAAUAAUAGCAAUAGUAAUAAUAAUAAUAAUAGUAAUAAUAAUAAUAUUUUUAAUAACUUAAUUACUGUAUAUAGUUUGGAAAAGAUUACAGAGUUUUGUGAUUUUCAAUUGUUUAAAAUCAUUAUGGAGAAUUCAACUGAUUGUAGGAUUACAGUAAAAACAAUUGAGAGAGCAGCAGCCAGCAAUAAAAUAGAGGUUCUCGAAUGGAUUAAUAAGAACAAAAGAAAUGCAGUUUGGAGUAAAAGUGCAAUGGAUUUGGCUGCGGAAAAAGGUCAUUUCGAUACCGUCAAGUGGAUUCAUUCAAAUCGUACGGAAGGAUGUUCAAAGCAUGCAAUGGACUUUGCUUCAAGACGAGGCUGGCUUGCGAUCGUAAAGUUCUUACAUAAAAAUCGAACGGAAGGAUGUUCUAAGCAAGCAAUGGAUUACGCAGCACAAUUUGGACACUUUGAAUUGGUAAAGUUCCUGCAUGAGAAUCGAACGGAAGGAUGUUCUCUGCUUGCAAUGAAACAUGGAUUCAUUGAUAUUCUUCGAUAUCUAUACGAUAAAUAUCAGUUUGAUCACAUUUGGAUGAAUGUUGAAACAGCGAUAUGGCAUGGACACUACGCAGCGUUGGUAUUCAUUUUGCAAUGUAAUCAGGAUCAGAAUUUGAGUUAUAAUGCAUUCGAAGUGCACAGUAGCUAUUGGUUGUUACGAGCACUCAAGAAAGGAACUAACUUGUCGAUUGCCAAGCAUAUCGCUGAGAAGCGCAAUUGGUGUCUAGACUUUAUCACCUACAAAGAUAUUGUUUCACUCAUUAAAAGCUACCGGCUCGACAGUAUAAAGUUUGUUUUCGAGCAUACCGACGCAUCGACUCAUUCAGAGCUAUUCAAUAUGAAAUGUUUCAACACGGCAGCGCUAGUGGGAGACCUGGAAAUCUUAAAGUUCUUGCACGAAAAUCAACUCAUUCCAAAGCAUUGGAAAGGCAAUACUCAGGUUCGAGCACUUCAGAACGCUGCGACACACAACAGCGAUAGAAUCAUCGCUUACCUCUGUAGCAAUAACAUUCUCUUUAGCAUGAGCGACUGUCAGGUGGCCACUCUCACAGCAACCCACAAACUAAACUACCGAAUCUUGAGCUACCUUAUACCCCACUAUCUUGAAAACACCAAACAUGGAAACUUUGUGAAACUAGCUGUCUAUCCAACUCAAAUACUAGACGAUUGUGCUCAAAUCGAAAACCGAAACGAUAUAGUAGAUCUAUUUAAACAUUACGAUAUUAGAUUAGGAAAUAUUUAUUUACCAACAACAUCAACAACAAAUGUUUUUAUAAUAAAAUAA